GAGGUCCGGAUUCCAGCCUGGCCGUCACUGCCGUGGGACACGGGCGCACCAAGGGCCCGCCCCGACCGUAGGACGGGUCUCUGCAAGGUGCCGGCCCGGACACCUGCCUCCUCGAGAGUCAGGAAAACAACGCAGACGUGCCUGGUACCGAGCCUGGCACGCCGCGGGCGCGCGGUCAAGCGGGCGGGAGCCGGAGGAGCCCCGAGGGGUUCCAGGCAGACUGGACGGCGGCCGCGGGCCAGGUCUCCGGAAUGAAAGGCCCUAGUGUCUGGGCCUCCUCCGCCCCUCCCCCUCUGCCGCAGUCUGUUCAGGGCGGGGAGGCACACCUGGCAGUGGGGACUGGGCCAAGUCCACGUCUGCACUGGCCCACCCAGGGCUGCCUAAAGUUGGGCGGGACUGCAGCUCCAAUCCAGGAGUGACCAGCCUGGCCCUGGCAGGGCUGAGGCUCAGCCAGCCUGGCUCUGCCCUGGGGUGGGGCUGGUGGGGUGGCGCGCACUCCAGGACUGCCGGUGCUGCGGCCCAAACUGGGCUUAGUCUUCUGGUAAAGGGUCCCACCCUUAGGUCACCUGAUGUAUUUCCUGCUUCCUCCCAGCUGACCCUUGAAAGGAGAGGGAAGGGGCUGCCUAGAGCAGGGGUACUAGUCACAGAGCCCAGGAGUCAGUUGACACUUAGGUGUGGCAGAGGCACAGGAGGCCUGAGUCUGAAUGGACAGAGCACCUGCCUGGGAUCCUGGAGUUCCGAUCCUGCUGCCAUGUUCCCUUCUGCCCAGGACUUUCCUGUCCCCAGACACUGAAGAGGGUUGUGUGGACCCUCAGAGUCCUGAAUCAAUUAGACCUAGAGAACAUGGUAGCUUUGAGCCUGUCUUCCUCCUGUACCAUGGGGCGGGCUUUAAAAUCUCCUCACUGGAUCCUCUCUACCACAUGCUGUGAGUACAGCUAUAAACUCUGUCCCCUGGAGAUGGAAACUGCUACCAAGAGGGGAUAGGUGGUCUUAAAAGCCCAAGGUCAGAGAGUGACAGUACCCAGACUUGAGCCAGGGCUGACUCCAGAGCCACCCUCCUAACGAGGGCACACAGCUGCCUACCUCUAAGGUUAGUUGGAGGCCAGCUCCUGUUAAAGGGUGCCCUGAGCAAGCACUUCAGCCACUGCUGAGCCUGUGUCCUGGGCCAGGUGCGAUGGCAGAGAAGGUGCUGGUGACCGGCGGCGCUGGCUACAUCGGCAGCCACACGGUGCUGGAGCUGCUGGAGGCGGGCUACUGCCCAGUGGUCAUCGACAACUUCCAUAAUGCCAUCCGUGGAGGGGGCUCCAUGCCCGAAAGCCUCCGGCGGGUACAGGAGUUGACAGGCCACUCUGUGGAGUUCGAGGAGAUGGACAUCUUGGAUCAGGCAGCCCUGCAGCACCUCUUCAAGAGGCACAACUUUAAGGCCGUCAUCCACUUUGCGGGGCUCAAGGCUGUGGGCGAGUCGGUGCAGAAGCCUCUGGACUAUUACCGAGUUAAUCUGACGGGGACCAUCCAGCUUCUGGAGAUCAUGAGGGCCCACGGGGUGAAGAACCUGGUGUUCAGCAGCUCAGCCACGGUGUAUGGGAACCCCCAGUACCUGCCUCUGGACGAGGCCCACCCCACAGGUGGCUGUACCAACCCCUACGGCAAGUCCAAGUUCUUCAUUGAGGAGAUGAUUCGGGACCUGUGCCGGGCAGACAAGGCCUGGAAUGCGGUGCUGCUGCGGUACUUCAACCCCACGGGUGCCCACGCCUCUGGCUGCAUUGGCGAGGACCCCCAGGGCAUUCCUAACAACCUCAUGCCUUAUGUCUCCCAGGUGGCAAUUGGGCGACGGGAGGCUCUGAACGUCUUUGGCAAUGACUAUGACACAGAGGAUGGCACAGGCGUCCGGGAUUACAUCCACGUCGUGGACUUGGCCAAGGGCCACAUUGCUGCCCUGAGGAAGCUGAAGGAGCAGUGUGGCUGCCGGGUCUACAAUCUGGGCACAGGCACUGGCUACUCAGUGCUGCAGAUGGUGCAAGCCAUGGAGAAGGCCUCAGGGAAGAAGAUCCCGUACAAGGUGGUGGCACGACGGGAAGGCGAUGUGGCUGCCUGUUAUGCCAACCCCAGCUUGGCCCAUGAGGAGCUGGGCUGGACGGCGGCCUUGGGGCUGGACAGGAUGUGUGAAGAUCUGUGGCGCUGGCAGAAGCAAAAUCCUUCAGGCUUUGGCGCACAGGCCUGAGGACCCUCCUCUACCGUGGACCAGAGAAGGAAAAGAGAAGCAACUACCUGCUCUCCAGCCUCUGGCAGGACCCCGGCGCCCCAGAGCUCGGGGGCCAAGCCAAGGCUGCCCCUACCUCAAACCCAAGCUGGGCCCACCCAGCCCACCAGGCAGGAGGCCAAGGGCUCCACUGACCAGGAGCUGGGUCUCUACUGCUUCUCUCCUGCAGGGUCCAGGAGCUCAUCAGGACCACCUCGAGCCGGCGAGGAGGCAGGGCUCGGGGACCACACCCCCUCCUCGCGGGCACUGACUUAGACUGCUUUGAGGGAGCUUUCCAAAGUACUUAAAAUAAAAAUGUUUUCUUAUACUGGG
Molecule: messenger RNA, 2572 nt
Organism: Sciurus carolinensis (gray squirrel)
Lineage: Eukaryota; Metazoa; Chordata; Mammalia; Rodentia; Sciuridae
Gene: Gale
Product: UDP-galactose-4-epimerase
Exons: 10
Coding region: 1175-2221 (348 amino acids)
Biological process (GO): beta-D-galactose catabolic process via UDP-galactose, Leloir pathway
Cellular component (GO): cytosol
Molecular function (GO): UDP-glucose 4-epimerase activity
Source: RefSeq, a predicted model, not a curated record